GAGAGAAGAGAGCAGGAGGAGGAAACUGAAGGCUGAGGCAGUCGGUGUUCCUGUUUUACCUCAGACUGACUUCAGAGGCCUGGACUACGAAGCAAGAUUUGGUGUUAACGAGUACAGACCUCAGAUCAGAAGAUGAGUGAUUUGGAGGAAGAGGAGGAUGGAGGAGAGUCUGGCUGUCUGUCUAUGAAGAGUGACCGGUCCAGAGAUGAUCCUCCAGACUUCAGUAAUGAACCUGGACCAUCAGACACAAAAGAGAGGAAGAGGAGUGAUGUUUCUGAGGAGGAGCAGCCGUCCAGAUCCAGAACCAGAACUGGACUGCAGACAGCCAAUCAGAGCAGCUCUGAACAAAUGAAUGUUGGUCAUCAGAAACAUAAGAUCAGGCUGAAGGGGACAUUUGAACAUGUGACUGAAGGAGCUGAAACAGGAAGUAGAACCCUCCUCAACAGGAUCUACACUCUCCUCUACCUCAUAGAGGGACAGAGUGAAGAGGUUAAUACCCAACAUGAGGUGAGGCUGGUCGAGACAGCUUCCAAGAAGAAGACCCUCCAUGACUCUCCAAUCAAGUGCUGUGACAUCUUUAAAGCCUCACCUGACCAACAGAAACACAUCAGAGUGGUUCUGACGAGCGGCGUCGCUGGCGUUGGAAAAACCUUCUCAGUGCAGAAGUUCUGUCUGGACUGGGCCGAGGGUUUGGAGAACCAAGAUAUCAGUCUGGUGAUUCCUCUUUCCUUCAGGGAGCUGAACUUGAUCAGAGAUGAGCAGUACAGUCUUCUGGAGCUGCUCCGUGUUUUCCAUCCAUCAUUACAGGAGGUCCCAGCAGAGCAGCUCGCUGGCUCUAAACUUCUCUUCAUCUUUGAUGGCCUGGAUGAAAGCAGACUUUACCUGGAUUUCAACAACAAUGAGGCUGUUUCUGAUGUCACACAGAAGUCAUCAGUCAACGUGCUGUUGACAAACCUCAUCCAGGAGCUGCUUCCCUCGGCUCUCGCCUGGAUAACUUCCCGACCUGCAGCAGCCAAUCAGAUCCCUCCUGCGUGUGUUGACAGGGUAACAGAAGUACAAGGCUUCACUGAUGCCCAGAAGGAGGAGUACUUCAGGAAGAGAUUCAGUGAUGAAGAGCUGUCCAGCAGAAUCAUCUCCCACAUCAAGACCUCCAGGAGCCUCCACAUCAUGUGUCUGAUCCCAGUCUUCUGCUGGAUCACUGCUACAGUUCUGGACCACAUGUUGACUACAGACCAGAGAGGAGAGCUGCCCAAGACCCUGACUGACAUGUACUCACACUUCCUGCUGGUUCAGACAAAGAGGAAGAAGCUCAAGUAUGCAGAGGGACAUGAGACGAGUCCACAGGAGCUGACGGAGGCUGACAGGGAAGUUCUUCUGAAGCUGGGGAGGCUGGCGUUUGAACAGCUGGAGAAAGGAAACAUCAUGUUCUACCAAGAAGACCUGGAGCGCUGUGGUCUGGAUGUCACAGAGGUCUCGCUGUACUCAGGAGUUUGUUCAGAGAUCUUCAAAAGAGAGAGUGUGAUCUUCCAGAAAACAGUCUACUGCUUCGUUCAUCUGAGUGUUCAGGAGUUUCUGGCUGCAGUCUACCUGUUCCACUGUUACACCAACAGGAACACAAAGGUACUGGAGGACUUCCUGGAUGAUGAUGAUGAUGAUUAUUACCCAUCCCUGGAUGUCUUCCUGGAGACAGUCAUGGAGAAAUCCCUUGAGAGUACAAAUGGCCACCUGGACCUGUUUGUGCGCUUCCUUCAUGGCCUCUCUCUGGAGUCCAACCAGAGACUCUUAGGAGGCCUGCUGGGUCAGACAGACAACAGUCCAGAAAUCAUCCAGAGAGCCAUCAACAAACUGAAGGAGAUGAAGAGUUAUAAGAUCUCUGCUGACAGAAGCAUCAACAUCUUCCACUGUCUGACGGAGAUGAACGACAACUCAGUCCAUCAGGAGAUCCAAGAGUUCCUGAAGUCAGGGAACAGAUCAGAAAUAAGAGUCUCUGAGUUCCACUGCUCAGCUGUCUCCUACAUGCUGCAGAUGUCAGAGGAGGUUCUGGAUGAGUUGGAUAUGAGAAAGUACAAUACAACAGAGGAGGGACGACGGAGACUGAUUCCAGCUGUGAGGAACUGCAGAAAGGCUCGGAUUAAUAACUGUUGCCUCUCUGAGACUGACUGUGAAGUCGUGGCCUCAGCUCUGAAGUCCAACCCCUCCCAUCUGAGAGAGCUGGACCUGAGUGACAACCGCCUGGAGGAUUCAGAAGUGGAGCGUCUGUGUGCUGGACUGCAGAGUCCAAACUGUAGACUGGAGACUUUGAGAUUGUAUCGCUGCCAUUUGUCAAAGAUCGGUUGGGCUUCUCUGGUCUCAGCUCUGAAGUCCAACCCCUCCCAUCUGAAACAGCUGGACCUGAGUAAGAACAAGCUGCCGGAUUCAGGAGUGAAGCUGCUGUGUGAUCUUGUGGAGAGUCCAGACUGUAGACUGAAAACUCUGAGAUUGGAGCGCUGCGGGUUGUCAGAGAUCAGCUGUGCUUCUCUGGUCUCAGCUCUGAAGUUCAACCCCUCCCAUCUGAGAGAGCUGGACCUGAGUUACAACAAGCUGCAGGAUUCAGGAGUAAAGCUGCUUUGUGGUUUUCUGGAGAGUCCACACUGUAGACUGGAGACUCUGAGAUUGAAGGACUGCAGUUUGUCAGAGAUCAGCUGUGCUUCUCUGGCCUCAGCUCUGAAGUCCAACCCCUCCCAUCUGAAACAGCUGGACCUCAGUAACAACAAGCUGCAGGUUUCAGACGUGAAGCUGCUCUGUGAUCUUGUGGACAGUUCAGACUGUAGACUGGAGACUCUGAGGAUGGAUUUCAAAGGUUACAGGGCUGAACCUAACAGACAUGAAGGAGAUCCGUCUACGUCAAAGACAAACCUUGAUGUGUCUGAGGACAGAAGAGAGGACCAGCUGUCUCCUGAUGAUCCAGAGAGGUUGAAGCAGCAGCAGCUUGUGUGUGGAGAGGCUCCCGAUACAAAUGAAAUGUUACAUUUCACACCUGAGCUGCUGACUGAGUCUGGAAAGACUUCCUACAGGUUCAGGUGUCCUGGUCCAGGUGUGUUCCAGUGUGCUUUGACUGGACUGGUGUUUGUUACGACUCAGGAGGCGGAGCUUCUGUACAACACUGUCCAAUGGGAUGAGUUCCUCCUCCAAUCAGCUGGCAGGAAGGCUGCAGGGCCGCUGUUUGACAUCAAGUGUUCAGAGGAUGGAGCAGUCUGUCAGCUCCACCUUCCACACUGUGAAACAAAGGAGGCACUGCUUGUUGAUGGCCUGUUGUCUGUCGUCCACAUCACUGAUGAUGGGAUGAGCAUCUUGGAGACGCUGGAGAUUACAGACACUCAUGUGGUCCUGAAGGUCCCUCACCUCUCUGCCUUUGGCCUGAUCUGGGAUUUCGUUAGAAGAUUUCUGAACAUCUCACUGCCAAUAGAGGCCCAAGUUCUGCUGUUCCUCCGACCUCCUGACACAGGGCCUCGAGUCCUAGAUGUUCUACUGCUGCCCCGCAACGUCCCUCUAAAAGAGGUUGAAAAGAAACAAAGAGGUGCUACAAACAUUAGGAUCUCUUCCAAAUGUCAACUCAGCAUUGAUCAAAGUUACAGUGUCCACUGUGAACCUGAUGGCUUUGAAAUACAGCCUGAGCAUGAAACAUUUAGCUCAGACUAUGGACCAAAUUACCAUCCAACAUUUGAAGUUUUCCUGGAGACAAUCCCAGAGAAGGUGACUUUGAUGGUCCAGGACCGAGACAGGAGAGAAGUCUGGAGACGUAACGUGUCUUUGAAAGGUCCAACUGGGCCAAAUCCACGGAGGAAUGACCCAGCAGAGGACAGUGUCCCAGCAGAGGACAGGUAUCCCCCAGAAGACAGGCUGUUGCUAGUUCGGACCCAGUUUGUAGAGCGAGUGUCUGAUCCAGUUCUGAACCAGCUUCUGGAUCAACUCCUUGAGCGUGGUGUUAUAACUGAUGGUGAAAUGCAGUCAGUCAGAACAGGCCGAGCAGACAAAGCCCGAGACGUGAUGGACACGGUGAGAAGAAAAGGAAGUUGGGCCAGCUCAGUUCUGAUCUCUGCUCUCUGGGAGGUGGAUCCAGUCCUUUCCAGAGAGCUGAGAUUAAUGUGAAGAACCAAACUGUGGAGAGUUGGGAUGGAUCUCUACAAUAACUGACUGGUACACAUUGUCUCUUUGAAAUGAAAAGCUGUUAAAGUCUGUUUUUAAUAAGUGGACUUUGACUCUGAAAGUGAUUGAGUCCAGUAAAGAGCAGAGUCCUGUUCUUAGUUUCAGCCACUAGAUGGAGACAGAACUUCACUGAUGGACAAACAAGAUGCAGAAUCAGAACAUCAGAAAACCAACUGAGAAAGAUUUCUGAGUCAACAUUGAGCUGUUGUUUAAAGAAAUCCUGCUUGGUCAUUGGUCACAUCCUUUAAAUCUCUUUGACCUUUGUACAGCCUCAUGUCAUCGUUACUUUAGAACAAUAAUCAAAAGAGAAACUAAUUCUGCUGAAUGCAGCGUGGCUUUUUUUAAGGCUGGAGGACUUUUGGCUCUGGACCAAAGUUUUCUCUUGGUGCAACAUGGCAUCACACACGGGACACAGUCCCAGUACUCCUGGGUGAAAGUUGUGUGUUUUACCCAUCCACCACCCCAGACACCCACCCUAUGGACUUAUGUACUUUCACACCAAAUUAGCAUAGGAUCAGUCUGCUUGGUGACAGAAAUCUUCAGGGGGGGUCAGAGGAAAUGAACAGCUGUUCAGGUUGAAUAAAUAUUGGCUGUUUUUGAUGCUGAAUGUUUCAGUGGAACAACAGUCCUGCAUCAAACAGCUCCUACACUUUAAAAACAUAUAUAUCUUUUCAUAUUUCUUCUCUAGUUUUUAUUUUAUAUUAUGUCUCCAGUUUGUUUUUAUGCAAAACAUCACAGAGACAAAGCUACCUGACAAUAAACUGUUUGGAAUUGUUGAGAAAGUGUGUGUGUGUUUGUCUGUGUGUGUGUGCGUGUGUGUGUGUGUGUGUGUGUGUGUGUGUGUGUGUGUAUAUUGCUACACAUGUUAGAUUGUAUUACAUAUUCAGGUCAUUUUAUCAUAUUUUAUUAAUAUUAUAUUGAUAGCUUUUAUGAGAAGAGAGGGCCAGGGCAAAGCACAAUUCAUUACAUUCUCUCUGUACUUUGUAAUUUUAAAUGCACAUGACAAUACACUUGAACUAGAACUUAUUAUGGUCUGUUUCUGCCUGUUUAGGUUAGGAAUAAUAGCUUUAGAGUUUCCUAAAUGACUCAUUAAAGGAGUGCUCUAGAUUUAGGGGGACUGGCCCGGAGAGAGACCUGCUGAGACAAAGUAGAACACCUUUUAUUUCAUUAACUUUAUAAUAAAACUUAGAUACAGAUCAUCUGCAAACUGCCUUCAGAUAUGUGGUGGAAGUU
Perca flavescens (yellow perch) is the source of this 5418-nucleotide messenger RNA. Its product is annotated as NACHT, LRR and PYD domains-containing protein 12-like. Gene Ontology annotation, biological process: regulation of apoptotic process. Gene Ontology annotation, molecular function: protein binding. Lineage: Eukaryota; Metazoa; Chordata; Actinopteri; Perciformes; Percidae. The record is from RefSeq and is a predicted model, not a curated record.